Metarhizium album ARSEF 1941 is the source of this 1581-nucleotide messenger RNA. RefSeq lists its product as uncharacterized. The record is from RefSeq and is a predicted model, not a curated record. The coding region runs from base 1 to 1581 and encodes 526 amino acids. Lineage: Eukaryota; Fungi; Ascomycota; Sordariomycetes; Hypocreales; Clavicipitaceae. The transcript is spliced from 2 exons.
AUGCCCGAUUCAUCAUCUUCACGACUCUCAUACAGCUCGUCGGCUUCUUCCACACCAAGCAGUGUGCUCUCAACCUCACAUGUUCUUUCAUCCACAGACCGUGCGGCUUUGGCCUAUCCUCGGAAAUCCACCGCUUCCAGCUCGAACCAAAGGCAGGGGCAUGAAAGUGAUGACGAACCUUACUCUUCGCGUUGCCACAGCAGACAAGAGGAGAGCACACGACAACUGGAAGAGCCUGAGUCGGCCCUACCGAGCAUCACUUACUUCCCCCCCGAACCCUUAGAUUCUACGCCAUCUGUCAAUACAUAUGACCCACGAUUCUCUGAAAACAAUCUAGGUCGUGACUCCGAGGAAGGCCAUGGCGAUGAAUCAUUCGCUUACGAACCCGAGCCCAUUCGUCUGCAAGGGCCAGACGAUGCCGCCAUUCCGUCCGUCCUCCCUCUUUACCGUGCAGGACCUACUGAUCCCACGCUCAAGCCGUCGGACCAUCGCACUUUUGGCUAUUUAUUCCCCUCCAUGAACCGCCUUUCCAUUCGACAUGACGACACUACCUCGGAUGGAAACAUGAAUCUUCGCGUGGAGACGGUAGUUGCGCCUGGUUCACUUAUCGGCGUCUGCCAAGGCUCUGUCCUAGGUUCUCAUGGCCGGCCUGUCACUAUGCAGCUCUUCCAUCUCCGCAUGUAUGAUUUGGUCAAUCGAGAAUUUUCUUUCCGUCGCCAUAGCCGCGACUCUGGCAGGGAAGUGUGUAGUUCCAAGCGUGCUUUUACCAAAUCAACUGGUAUUUCACGUGGUACCAUUCACCACUCUGUUUCCUCGGCCCUUCGAUCCGUCAAGGCCCCUUUCCGCCGAUCAAAUGCUUCCAACUUGUCUUCCUUUUCCCUCAAGACUUCCUCGGGUUCGCGGCGUCCCUCCACUGCGGGCACCAUGGCUGCCCGGUCAUCUGCGUCAAUUGGCGACGGCUCCGAUAUUUUAGACAAUUCGUCUAGCCAUCUGGCUGUGAAGCCUCCAUCGGAAUUCCUAGUUCCUACCGAUUCGAUCAAGCUUGAAUUCAACAACUAUGCCCGUGUCGAGGUUUCUCGCCGCAGCUCUGGCCGCUAUGACUUCGAGUGGUGGGGUCAUAAGUAUACUUGGAAGCGCGCUGUUGACAAGAUGCUCAACACCUUUUCCUUCCACCUCGUCCGCGAUGACCAGGAGGAACCGGUAGCCCACAUUGCUCAGGAAAUCCGAAGCCCUAGUCAGAUCGACGACGAGGAGCGAGCCGGUGGAUGGAUUCCGCCUUGCUACAUGUGGAUUAGCGAUCAAUCCACCAUUGAUGCCGUGACGGAUGUAGCUGAACCCCAGCUAAAUUUCCCUAGUGCUAUUGUCUCUACAGGUCUCAUCACCCUGGUUGAUUAUUGUAUCCGUCAAUGCUGGCAAUCCAAGAAGGCCACCUCCGGCUCGGCCCCGCUGCGGCCCGGAGAGCCCCACCUCGGCACCGAUGCAGAGGAUAUUCACCCAUCCCCCAGCCGCGGACUGUUUAGUCGUCGGAGACAGAAGUCCAGCAAAGCUUUCCGUCUGGGAAAGCAGAUUGCUGUAUAUUGA